AUGGCUAGAGCUAUUGUUUCUUCUGUUUUAAAUAAUGAAUCUUCUCAUAUUCCAUUCUUAAACGGAGAUAAUUUUUCGGACUGGAAAGACAAAAUUCUCUUGACAUUAGGGUGCACAGACCUAGACUUUGCAUUGCGUGUGGAGGAACCACUCGUGCCCACUGAAACAAGUUCGUUAGUAGAAAAAACUACAUAUGAAAAGUGGAAGCGGUCAAACCGAUUAAGUCUAAUGCUCAUUAAGUCACAUAUUAGUAAGAGCAUUAGAGGUUCAAUUCCUCCAUGUGAUAAGGUAAAGGACUACUUAAAGGCCAUUGAAGAACAAUUUGUCAGUUCUGAUAAGGCAUUAGCUAGCACUCUAAUGAACAAGUUGUCAAUUAUGAAACAUGACAAAUUUAGGAGUGUGCGUGAGCACAUAACUGAGAUGAGGGACAUUGCUGCACAACUUAAGUCCUUAGAAAUUGAGAUUUCAGAGUCAUUCCUUGUCCAUUUCAUACUCAAUUCUCUCCCUGCUGAAUAUGGACCAUUUAAGAUUUCUUACAACACACAUAAGGAAAAGUGGUCCAUUAAUGAACUUUUAACAAUGCGUGUACAAGAAGAUGAGAGGUUGACACAUGAAAAUUGGAGAGUGCACAUUUUAUGA
Messenger RNA from Corylus avellana, 639 nucleotides. RefSeq lists its product as uncharacterized. NCBI's taxonomy places the organism in Eukaryota, Viridiplantae, Streptophyta, Magnoliopsida, Fagales, Betulaceae. The record is from RefSeq and is a predicted model, not a curated record.